Messenger RNA from Myiozetetes cayanensis, 952 nucleotides. RefSeq names its product mitochondrial ribosomal protein S23 (gene MRPS23). The coding region runs from base 104 to 679 and encodes 191 amino acids. Gene Ontology annotation, cellular component: ribosome; mitochondrion. The transcript is spliced from 5 exons. The record is from RefSeq and is a predicted model, not a curated record. Gene Ontology annotation, molecular function: structural constituent of ribosome. Lineage: Eukaryota; Metazoa; Chordata; Aves; Passeriformes; Tyrannidae. Gene Ontology annotation, biological process: translation.
CCGUUCCGGUGUCCCGGGGAUCGGGGGGAUCGGGGGGUCCCGGAGUGUCCCGGGGUGUCCCGGGGGGUCCUGGGGUGUCUCGGGUGUCCCGGAGCGCCCCGCCAUGGCCGGGAGCCGCACGCAGAAGAUCGGCAGCGUGUUCAGCCGGACGCGGGACCUGCUGCGCAUCGGGAUCAUCAGGAAGCCGCUGUGGUUCGAGGUGUACGCGGCGUUCCCGCCGCUGCGGGAGCCCCUGCACCGCCCGGUGCGGCCGCGCCGCGGGCGGGCCGCGGACCCGGUGCGGCCCGUGCUGUACCGGGAGGACGAAGUGCGGGCGAGAUUUUACAGAGUUUAUGGCAGUGGUCCGAGGCCUUUCGACCUGACACAGUUAAACUUCAAAUCUACCUGCCAGAGGUUUGUUGAGAAAUACAAUGAGCUGAAGGAAGAAGGGAAAAUUGAAGAGGAGAAAUUGUUUGAAGAAACAGGAAAGGCUCUUUUAGCCAGUGGGAUCAUUCUACAGAGGAGAACAGCAGAUAAAGUGGCACAGCAGGAGCACCAGGGAUCUGCUGGAACCAGGGACCCUGCCUUGCAGCAGCAGCUCCAGACUCUGCUGGAGGAGCUGCAGGAGAAGAGGAAGGGUGGGGAGGAGCAGACACCAGAGCUGGCAGGGACACAAAAGGAGAAUCCCCCUCCCUCGUGACAGCUCUGCUGCCCUGGACUCUGCUGCCCCUGUGCCCUGGCUGUCCCCUGUCAGGAUCCAGACUCCACACCGAGCACUUUGGGACAUUUCCUGGGGGGAAUCCAGCUCUGGUGCCCCCAGACUCAUGAGUGUGACACGUUUUCCUCCAUCCUUCUCCUCAGUGAUGAAAUUGGAGAUAAUGUGGUUUUUUUUUUUAAGGUUCAAGGCUGUUAUCUCAAAGUGUGAGCUGGAAAAUAAGAGUGGAAAAUAAACCAUUUUCUUUAAAAGUUGGAA